UCCUCCAUAAAUAGAAGCCUGAGUGCGAGCGACGUAAAAACAGUUCGACAGCCAAACUUCCACUGUAAUAUAUUACAUUAAAAUGGGGAAAUGCCGUAUUAUUUCAAGUGUGGUUGUCGUCGCUGGGCUGAUUGUUGUUGCAGUUCUGUUGGCAGUGAUUUUCUGGCCACUGAAGCCAACUUUCAUUGCAAGAUGUAAGGAGUUCAAGGGAUACGACUGUGAAAAGAUGUGGGGUACAUUUGAACAAGCCUAUGUGGGGCGGGACCCUCGUACAGUUCCCACGGAAGCCUAUGACCCUUUCAUUGCUGCAGCCGACUUCAGUGCUGAUCCCAACAAACUGAUGUUCUGGAGCAAAACGAAUAAAGUGGUCCAUGACUUCACUGAGAAGAAGAAAGGUUGUUUUCUCACGUUGGAGGACACUGUGUUGGGAUAUAUGCUGAAUGGCCUUACCUGGUGUGGAAAGGAGGGUAGCACAAUAACAUUCAGAUCCUUCGCCUGCCCAGGAAGGGAAGAGAAGAACGCUGUUGACUCAUUCUGGAACAGAGUCUCAGCUGCUUUUGCAGAUGCUGCCUGUGGUGAUGUCACAGCAAUGCUAAACGGAGACAUCGCCACACCAUUCAAUCCUAACAGUACUUUUGCGAAAAUCGAGGUGAAGAGGUUCAACUACCCCAGGGUGAAAAGCCUGACUGUUGUUCUGGUCACGGAGAAGAGCGCUGUGACAAAGUGCACAAAUGCAUCUUUAAAGGAUUUACAGAAAGAGCUGAAACCAGGAAUUCAAUAUAACUGCAAGGAAGUGACUGAAUCUAAGAUCCAGGAGUGUAGCUCCAAUCCAGGCUGUGGAGCCUGUUGGUGAAGACAUGUGAACUAAUUAUCAGAUUAUAUGAGACACAAUAAUAACCAGCUGUUAAAA
Messenger RNA from Sander lucioperca (pikeperch), 910 nucleotides. RefSeq names its product ADP-ribosyl cyclase/cyclic ADP-ribose hydrolase 1-like. Gene Ontology annotation, biological process: positive regulation of B cell proliferation. Gene Ontology annotation, cellular component: plasma membrane. Gene Ontology annotation, molecular function: NAD+ nucleosidase activity; phosphorus-oxygen lyase activity. Lineage: Eukaryota; Metazoa; Chordata; Actinopteri; Perciformes; Percidae. The transcript is spliced from 8 exons. The coding region runs from base 83 to 853 and encodes 256 amino acids. The record is from RefSeq and is a predicted model, not a curated record.